Lethenteron reissneri (Far Eastern brook lamprey) is the source of this 3821-nucleotide messenger RNA. RefSeq lists its product as uncharacterized. Lineage: Eukaryota; Metazoa; Chordata; Hyperoartia; Petromyzontiformes; Petromyzontidae. Gene Ontology annotation, molecular function: calcium ion binding. The record is from RefSeq and is a predicted model, not a curated record.
GAGAGGGUUUAGGGAAGUUAUGGCCUUUGGAGGAAAUGUUCCAGCCCGGGCCCCGGCGUCUGAUCCACAGGUUCGCAUCCUGAGCCGGGUCCAUCGUACUGUGCUGAGCAGGGAGUCUUCUUUGCGGCCUCUCCCGAGCUACAUGACCUUCGCGCAGAAGGCCACCCUGUGGGGUCAGGGUACUUUCGCUACCACGCCUGCAGGUCGCUCAGCGGAGAACGACGAGCCGUGCCCACGCUACUUGGCUCACAUGCUCCUGACCCCCAAGGCUCCCCACUGCAGGUCGCACCGAGCACCCCACCGCCCACGGUGUAGCGCCCCCAAUCAGCCCCCGCGCGCUUCGAGGGGACCACCACGGACACGGGACCCCGGGUGCCCGGCUCCCUUCUGCAAGUGGCCCCCGCCCUGCGCGACCCUGCCGAAUGGGAACCUGUGGCCACGGCUCUGGAGCAAGCAACGCGUCUCCCACCCUCCUGCUCCCUGCUCACCGCAGGCCGAGGGGCCUGGGAGGCGAGCGGAACACAAGAAAGGGUGCAAGGCGGAGAAGAAGACGCCUGAGGCAACGGGACGCUGGACGCCCCGAGGGGAAAGGAAGCGGGCUGAACCUCUCCUGGAUGUCCCGGAGGCCACGGGCAGAGCCGCGGUGGGUGCAGGGGACAGCUGCGGUGGGGCACAGCGGGAGGAAGACCAUCGGGAUGACCCCGUGGGUAUGCGGGGCAUGGUGGCAGAGGAGGAGGAGGAAGAAGAGGGGGAGAAAGAGGUUGGUGCUGGAAUGGAGCAGACAAUGGAGACGCGUAGCCUUACAUCUGAAAGGGAGUCGCUUCUGGAAUCUGAUGAUGACCUCUCGGGACGCGUGACGCCGCUGAGCGGGCUCUGCUCCUCCCUGGAGUCGAGCCCCGGCGCGGGGAGCUUCUCCGGCCGCUCCUCUCUCUUCUCUGGCGUCCCCAGCGCGCGCGAUAAAUGCUGGAGGCUCCUCGAUGACUUCCCUGACGAGGUGGUGGUGGUGGUGAACCGGUGUGACGUUCAGGUGCAAGGUGCUCAAGAUGUAUCGGCGCUGACCAGCAGGAGCAGCUCCAACUGGAUUGAGUGCGGAUCUGGCCCCUUGAGCCGGCGGAGAUGUGGUGAAGCCGAUGCGGUUGGAUGCCCCUACCCCGUCUUACCACCCAUCUCCCCGCGUGUCGGCUCAGCGUUUGCGUGUGUCAGCGACACGGUGGGGGACAAAGCAGUGGAGCGAGCAUGCAAGGAGGAAGGCGACUCUGAGACUCCUCCUGAUCCCGCAGCCCUGAGCCAGGAAGCAGGAGACACCGCGGGCAAACUCCCAGCUGAUUGCCAGGGGUCACCGGAGAAAACGAAACGUGCAGAGGGGCCACGAGUGGGAGAAACCACAAGCUCCAGGCAGGAGGGGUGGGGCAUCCUUCUCGACCUGCUCCCGUCGGGGGAUGCGAUGGACUUCUGGUUGGCGAGAGCCGACGAGUCCUGGGGCGAGACGGGGCAGCGGGAAGACGACGACGACGAUGGGGAGGUGGUGGUGGAAGAGGAGGAAGGGGAGAGGAUGCCCGCUCGCAAGGAGCGACACAACGAGGAGGUGGAUGCACGUGAUGGCGUGAAAACAACAACAACAACCACUCCUGACAUGUGCCACUCAUCACCACCGGCAACUCUCGUGCGGGCUGCAUCCUGUGACGAGCGUGGAGACGUCCAGGCCUGCGACGUCCCCUGCCACUCCACGCGUCGCCCCUGCCGUGCCGCGACGUUCCGCUCGCACGGCACAGGUGAUGUGACGUCCAACGCGUCGUUAGUUCCCGCCGCUGAAGCCUCCUCCAGUGGCGAGGGACUCUCUCCCGGUGGGGAGAAGGCCUGCGCCCGGGAAGCGGUGCCCGAGGAGCGAGAGCGGCACGGGAGCGGGGAGAGGGACGGGGUCGUCAUGGAGGAAGGCCCCGAGCGGGGCCGCGAGGAGUCGAGGGAGGCCCGGGAGCGACGGUUGGAGCGGGCCGAGGGCGUCGCGCGGGCCCAGGCGCUGCUGCAGCGACUGCGCGACGCCGAGCGGCCGGCGGUGGCCUCGAUCCGUGGCGGUGGCGGCGGCAGCGGGAGCCCCAACCUCUCCAACUUCGACGACUUCGAUUUUCUGGCCAAGUACUGCAUCUUCAACCAGCAGGCCCUGGGAGAAUACCAGCUUGCGUUCUCUGCCGUGGAUGAGGACGAGGACGGGUACCUGUCGGGAGCCGAGGUGUGUGUCGCACUCAAGGCGGUGCUGCCCCCCGGCUCGCUGUCCGACGCCGAGGAGAUGUACGUCUACCGUGUUUUGGAGAUCGUGGAUUACCGCGUCGCCGACGGGCUCACCGACUUCCGCCUGUUCGCCGUGAUCGCCAGCCUCGCUCGCCGCAUAGCCGCCCUCGAAUUGUUGGGGCAAGUGCUGUUAGCGAGCACCUAUGAAGGCCGGCACGGCACACGAGGGGGUGGGUGGCCAGCACUACGCCCGAACGAUUUUCUCUCCCUAGUCGUAAUGUUUACACACCGCUCCAGGUACUCAUUUGAGGCUGAGUCGACCGAGGUCCAGGACCAGUUCAGAUGAUCGUCACCGGUGUUGCCCGUGAGCCGGGAAACCGAACUCGGGUCUCCGGGUUCGUAGCACGGCGUAGCGCUAACCGCUGCACCACCGCUCCCCGCCGCACAAGACAAUACCCUCACACACAACCCCGCCCGCUUCUGACGCUCAUGCUCUGAUCAUUAUUUGUGUCAAUAUUGGUGAUGAACGCCACCUACCCCCCCCCCUUACCCCCGCCGUUAUCCACACUAACGCGCAGGUGUCCGCCCACACCCCACCCGAGUUGUAAAACAGGUGAGAGGCGCGUGGCCGCGCACCUGUGCUUGCCGAUCAGCACGCGCCUCCUGCUCUCGCAUCGCACCUGCGCCGUGAGCGCUGUGGCAGGGCGGGCUGUAACUCACGAGAGAGAGAGAGGGACACACACACAGUGGUUUCAGUGUUUCUCGAGAGAGAGGAGAGAGAGAGAGAAAAAAAACCCGCACACACCUCCAGGGUCGUGAGGUGGGCUCCCCUAGGCUCGCGGUUGUUUUAGACUUUCGCUGGUUGACAUCCCGUUCAUAAAUCAAUCUAAGCUCUCUGGCUCGUUACUGUGAUUCGGUAAAUAAAUUUGAGAAAAUUCCCGUUGGAGUGUUCGGGACUGCGUCGACCGAUCGCAAUGCGCACGUCGAAUGGCGGUUGUCUGGGCCACGUUUACUGUCGCGCCGCGUGUCGCUGAAGAUGGGAAGGGAUAGACACUGGAGCAUAGAUGCACACAGGACAAUCAUUUACUUUUCUGCCGUCUGUUAACAUCGUACACUCGCAGCAGCUUCUCACACUUUUUUGUUUCAUGAAGAAUGGCCUACCCAUCAAAGCACUAUGCAGGCCAAAAACCUGCUUGGGUUCAUAAUAGAGGUGUUUUGGGUUAGAUCGCUUCAAUAGAAAUGUGUCGUUAAAACCGCCACCACCCGACACAGCCAAUCAGUAAGAUUUGCCACGUAAACAGAACUUGCCAAUUAGUAACUAAUUAGCAAUUAGUAAGAAAUUGCCCUGUUCUCUUUACGAGUACAGGACAUCGGUGUGUUGGAGAGGAAUUUUACAUUGCAUGGGAAUUCUAAAUGUUGCGGGCACACCUCUGUUCAGGUUCCCAGAUCGGAUGAGACCACGUGCACCGUGGAGAUUUGUUCACGUGACCAAAUUAAUUAGAGCACAAAGAAGGUCGGAAUUUUAACCCUCCAGUGCCAGGCACCGGCUACCAAAAUACCAAGAAGAGCCAUUUGGAAUUCUGUUGUAAAAAAAC